This is a messenger RNA of Penicillium maclennaniae, 1821 nucleotides long. Its product is annotated as MDR family MFS transporter. Gene Ontology annotation, biological process: transmembrane transport. The coding region runs from base 1 to 1821 and encodes 606 amino acids. The record is from RefSeq and is a predicted model, not a curated record. Gene Ontology annotation, molecular function: transmembrane transporter activity. NCBI's taxonomy places the organism in Eukaryota, Fungi, Ascomycota, Eurotiomycetes, Eurotiales, Aspergillaceae. The transcript is spliced from 4 exons.
AUGCCACUUUUCUUUGGUAAAUCGACUGCUCCCAAGGUGGAGGAUCAUCCAGCCCUGAGAACUUCCAGUGAUCAACCACAGCCCCAGGAUAUUCCUAAGCCUUCAAGCGAGAAGCAGGCGACUAUGACUGAUGAGGAAUUCAGGAACAUUGCUGGCCUCGAUACGGGAAAGGAGACCGCCAGUCACAGCGACAGCAAUACUAAUAAUGGCCAGUCGCCUCGCGCAGUGCCCAAAGAAGAUACCAACAAGGAACCGAUUGUCCGCGACUCUAAGAAAGCCGAUGACAAAGAAUAUCCUUCCGGCUUAAAACUUGGCUUAAUUACUAUCGCAUUGUGUCUCUGCGUGUUCUGUGUGGCACUAGACAACACCAUCAUCGCAACAGCUAUUCCCAAAAUCACGGACGAGUUCAACUCUCUCAAUGAUGUGGGUUGGUAUGGUAGUGCUUAUCUGUUGACUACAUGCGCCGUGACUUUGAUGUUUGGCAAAUUUUACACCUUCUACUCGAUUAAGUGGAUCUAUCUGUUGGCCCUGUCGAUAUUCGAGAUUGGUUCCUUGGUCUGCGCGACAACUCCCUCGUCCGUCGGUCUGAUUAUUGGCCGUGCCAUCGCUGGUCUCGGAGCCGCUGGGCUUUACUCGGGCGCGAUGCUCAUCGUCCACCAAAGUGUGCCGCUGGUGAAGAGGCCGGCAUAUACUGGUCUCAUCGGCUCCAUGUUCGGUAUUGCCAGUGUCGGAGGUCCACUCAUGGGAGGUGCUUUCACUGACCGACUGACCUGGCGCUGGUGCUUCUACAUCAACCUGCCCGUUGGGGCAGUGACUUUCUUCUUCAUCCUGUUCUUCUUCAAGGCAACUCCACCUCUCGUCGGCAAGGGCGGUAGGACCUGGAAGCAGCAACUUGCCGAAUUUGAUCUCCCUGGUUCCUUCUUCUUCCUCCCCGCUAUCAUCUGUCUUUUGCUGGCGCUGCAGUGGGGUGGCACCACCUACGCAUGGGGCAGUGCGCGUAUCGUCGCACUCUUCGUCGUUUUUGGAGUGCUUAUCAUCAUAUUUAUCGGUCUUCAAUGGUGGGGUCAGGAUCGUGCCACUAUUCCUCCUCGCCUGAUAAAGAACCGUAACGUGUGGGGUACAGCUUGGUAUGCGCUGGCUAUCGGCGCCGCAUAUUUCGUCAUGAUCUACUAUCUUCCAAUCUGGUUCCAGUCCGUCAAGGGCGCGACCGCGAUCAAGUCUGGCAUCAUGAAUCUACCCAUGAUUAUCUCCGUCGUCCUCCUUGGUAUCCUCGCCGGCGGUCUGGUCACUGCCUGUGGCUACUACACCCCUUUCAUGAUCGCAUCGUCGAUCAUUAUGACGAUUGGCGCAGGGCUCUUAUCUACCCUCGAGGUCGACUCCGGCCAUCCCAAGUGGAUCGGCUACCAGGCCAUGUUUGGUAUCGGUUUGGGCAUGGGUAUGCAAAUGCCAAUGAUUGUCGUACAGACAGCACUUAAAACGGAGGACGUCCCCAGCGGUACCGCUUUGGUCAUGUUUGCUCAGACCUUGGGUGGUGCAAUCUUCGUCUCUGUGGCCCAAAAUGUCUUCCAGAACCAGCUCGUUCACAACAUUCAGACCGAUGCUCCUGGUGCCGAUGCUGCUAAGAUCGUUGGUGCCGGUGCCACUAUGCUGCGCAAUAUUCUGCCCGGUCCUGCCCUGGCACCCGUCCUAGUGGCCUACAACAACGCCAUUACACAGACUUUCUACGUCUCCGUCGCCAUGGGUGCCCUGUCCCUGAUCGGCCCCAUUUUCAUUGAGUGGCUCUCCGUCAAGGGCAAGAAGAUUGAAGUGACUCCGGUCUAG